UAAUUCCAAUGAACUUUUCCUUUUUGGUGGGAUCAUAUGCGUCAAUAAUUGUUAUUCCCAAGCACUUGAGCUUACAGCUUUAACGAGUUCGGUUGGAAGAAUUACACUGCUAAAACCCAUUACAACUGCUUAUCCUUCCAAGUUUAUUGCAUUUAGUUUUGAACAUACAUCCUAGGAUCAAGAGGAUAAACAUGGCAACAAAGAUUGUCCUUCAAGAUCUAGAUGGAAAUAAUUACGCAGACUGGAGAAUUUGGAUGAAGAACUAUUUGUUGGCAAAUGAUCUAUGGGAUGUUAUUGAAGCAAAUGAGAAACUGGAAGAGGAUGAAGCUGAAUUGAAGGCUUGGACAAGGAAAAAUGCUGCAGCUUUACAUGCAAUUCACGUUUCAUGUUCGUUGGAGGUAUUUUCUCACGUCAGAGAGAUUGAUUCUGCUAAGUCUUGCUGGGAAACUUUGGCUAUAAUGAAUGAGGUAAAGCCAGCUGUCAGACCUCCAGCAACAGAGGUCCGGCUGCCUACGGUUUCCAAUUUCAUCCUUUACGCAGAGGCUAUAGAGAAAAGGCGACUUGAAUUCCGUAAAAACCUUUCCCUUCAGGGCUUCACCCAGGACACAUUUACACAGAAAAAGUUUCAGGUUUUUGGUGAAACAAGCGCUUUCAUCUUGCGACAAAGGCUGGGAACAUUUAAAAGAUUGUGGAGUUUUUGGUGUGGAGUUAAUGUCAAGUAG
This is a messenger RNA of Jatropha curcas, 722 nucleotides long. The record is from RefSeq and is a predicted model, not a curated record. Lineage: Eukaryota; Viridiplantae; Streptophyta; Magnoliopsida; Malpighiales; Euphorbiaceae.